GAUGAACUGGGUUAACGUUGUCACCAGUGUGUGUGCGAGACUGCAGAAACAUGGGGGAAGCGGAGACUGUGCCAUCAGACGAAAAACCAGCAGAAACUGGCGUCUGUACAGCCGAAGAAUCGAUUGUAUGGAGUCAGGAAGUCGAAGUGUGUCUUUUUCACGCCAUGCUCGGUCACAAACCCGUAGGGGUGAAUCGUCAUUUCCACAUGAUCUGUAUUCGUGAUAAGUUCAGUCAGAAUAUCGGCAGACAGGUGUCAUCUAAAGUUAUCUGGGAUCACCUGAGUACUAUGUAUGACAUGCAGGCUCUGCAUGAAUCAGAAAUACUUCCAUUUCCAAACACCGAAAAGAGCUUUGUGCUUCCAGAAGAGAUCAUACAGGACGUCAAGGAAGGUAAAGUGGGAUCUGAAGAUGACGUGAAGGAGGAGUUCAAAGAAGAGAGUGACCCUCCUGCAACCCACGAAGAAGGCAGCAAUUCCUCCGUGAAGACGUCGGAGAGGUCGAGCAGCGGGCGAGAGAAAGAGAGAGAGCGGGCCGAGAAGGGGGGCUCAGGUGAGUCGGGUGGCGGGACGAAGGAAUCGGCCGGGGAAAAAAGGAAGAGGAGCCGAGCCGUGGAGAAGGUGAUGAACUCCAGCAACCCCUCCAGUCCCGGAGGAGCCAAACGCCGCAGGACGUAACUGCAGCAGGCUGCACGAGGACACGGGACAUCAGACGGGGAAUAAAAAAAGACUGACAGACAGAGAAAGGUGUAGCUGAUAUUGGGCACACUAGAGCCGAUGUGAAGGUGAAAUGUGUGUGCACGUUUUCUGCAGUCAGGUUCACUAAGAGACGUUCUUGUGCUUGGAGAGUUCUGAGCUGUUCACAGACAGAGACGGCAGAAAUAUAGAGGAAGGAAAGUCUUUGCUGGUUGUGUAAGAUCAGACUAGACUAAUGGGAAAAGUAAGUAAUAUGCUUUCCUACACUGAGUUUGAGACAACACUGCAACCUUUUUUGUUUUUUAAGUGAAAACUGGGGAUUUUAAGUGGUAGCUCUAUUUUAUUUGUAUCCGAGCCAGCAUUCUUGAAACGGGCCAGAGGAUCAACUAGUUUGUCGUGUGAUUUUAUUAAGACCUAUACUGCAAAUAAGCUGAGCUUGGUGCCCAUUAUUAACUGUAACUAUUAGACGGUCAUUGAGCAAACGUUUAGGAAAUGGUAAAGAUUUUUUUUCACUGUUUCUGGGUCAAUGCUUGUUUGAAUUAUUGGACCGGUUGUGUACCGAAUAUAUCAGGAGUUAAACCCUGAUUAAACAAUCCUUAAGAACAA
Messenger RNA from Danio aesculapii, 1298 nucleotides. RefSeq names its product MRG/MORF4L binding protein (gene mrgbp). Lineage: Eukaryota; Metazoa; Chordata; Actinopteri; Cypriniformes; Danionidae. Gene Ontology annotation, cellular component: nucleus; NuA4 histone acetyltransferase complex. The transcript has 5 exons. The record is from RefSeq and is a predicted model, not a curated record. Gene Ontology annotation, biological process: regulation of transcription by RNA polymerase II. Bases 51 to 674 code for a protein of 207 amino acids.